CAAAAAGACGCUCCUGAGCCUUGGCGUCACUCAACAGGAUUGCCGCAGGUCAGGUGUCAGUGGUGACAUGGACUUCUUGUCAGCAUGGAUUGUGUCUCCUUCAGCACUACCCUUUCUCUGUCUCAUCUGGGGCACGCAGGCCCAGCAGGCCUUCAGGACUGAGCCCAGGAACCUCACUGUGCGGAUGGGAGCCACAGCUGUGUUGAGGUGUGAGGUGCUGCGGGCCUCAGGGACUGUGCAGUGGGUGAAAGAUGGCCUCCUCCUGGGACCACAGAGAAGCCUGCCAGGCUUUCCACGCUACAGCAUGAUUGGAAACCCCAAGAGAGGACAGUAUCAUCUUCAGAUUGAAAAGGCCCAACUGGAAGAUGACGCCACCUAUGAAUGUCAAGCGGGCCAGUCAGAGAGCAGUCACGCACUCGUGUCCAACACAGCCUGGGUCAACAUGUUAAUUCCUCCGUCCAGUCCAUACUUUGAGGCGGACAUGGCAACACCUUGGGUUGCAGGGAAGACAUACACCGUCACUUGCGUUGCCCCUGAGGCAAAGCCUAUGGCUGAAAUCACUCUUUAUAAAGAUGGAGUCAAGCUGACAGGUGCAGAGUCUUUCAUCAUGUCUGGCUCAAAGGAUAAGCUCCUGAACACGCAUGCUGAAGUAACAGUCACCGCUCUGAGCUCUGACAACGGGAGGCAGCUGGUGUGUCAUGCCAAGAACUCCGCCCUUUUCCGGCCUCUGGAGACCACAUUGACCAUGAGUGUGUUCCCACCACCUCAGCCUCCAGUUAUUCUGGGUCUGGAGAGAGAGGAAGUCAAAGCAGGGACAAUGCUCGGGUUGGAGUGUGUGUCUCAUGGUGGAAACCCCCUAGCCACUCUCCACUGGACCAAGAAUGGAGAAGUUGUGUCUACGACUUGGGAAGAGGACGUCGUUGUGCAGAAGUCCAGCAGCAUCCUCAACCUGAUGAUCACCCCUGCUGACAACCAGGCAGAGCUGUGCUGUGAGAGUGUCAAUCUGGUGUCCCCAUCUCCUCUCUCCGUCAGCCGCAAAAUCACUGUGCUCUUUGAGCCCGCAGAGGUGAUGCUGUUGGGUUCAUCCACGGCCAUUGCAGAACAGGAGUUGAAUCUGAGCUGCUUUGCCACCUCCAGUAAUCCCCCUGUUCAGAUUCGCUGGUGGCUGGGCUACAAGGAGCUCAGUACCACUGUUGUCACUAUGGAAGAGGGAGACAAUGGUGGGAUGACAACCAUGUCCAACAUGACCCACCAGGUCUCAAGGGAGGAGGAUGGAUUGGAGCUCACCUGUGAGGCGUUCAACAAGGGCACACACUUCUCCAAGACCCAGAUGAUCAAACUCAGUGUUUAUUACCCCCCUCAAAAGGUAUGGCUUGAGGCUCCUCCUCAGGAUGUCCCCCUUCAUGCGGGCACCAAAGUCCGUCUCAUCUGCUUCUCCACUGGCGGGAAUCCCACUGGGACUCUGACCUGGUUCAAGAAUGGAAAGCCAGUGACAGAUGCGCUGAAGCAGACGUCCUUUGAUCGAGGUGUGGCUCGAGAACUGGUCCUGGUCCUGACGGCAAGUGACAACAUGGCUACCUAUCGCUGUGAUGCCAAAAAUGAGGCAAAGAAGAGCAUCUCUGCCCACACUGAGCUUAUGGUUUACUUUACAGCAAUAAAUAUGACGAUCACAGCCAAACAGGAGGAGCUCCAUCGGGGUCAGAUGCUUACACUGGAGUGUCAGGCUGGAAGCAGUAACCCCAAGGCCAACAUCUCCUGGAGCCUGGGCCCCCUCAGGUUCCAGGGAGCGGAGCAGCAACCUGAGAAGGCUCAGUAUGGUGGUGUUUCAGUGCGCAGUUCUUUAUCCCUGAUACUGAGCUCACAGCAUCACAACCAGAAGGUCAUUUGCCAGGCCUACAGCCCUGUGCUCGCUGAGGGGACCAACACAUUCUUCAAACUCAAUGUGCUUUACCCACCAGAGUUCAGCCCUCACCAGCCAACGCUGGUCCAGGUGGUGGAGGAUGACAUGGCAACCAUCCCACUGCUGGUCUCAGCUAACCCAGAGGAGGUCUCCUGCAUUUGGCUGCACCGCAAGGAGGAGCUGGUCAAAGAGGGGUACCCGCACUACCACUGGUCGGAUGAGUACACACUGGAGAUCAGGAAUGUGACGAGGAAAGAUGCCGGAGUUUACUCUGUCACGUGUUCAAAUUCUGAGGGUGUCAGCCAAAUCUCCAUCAUGCUGGAUGUUCAGUAUUCUCCCGCUGUCAAGGCAGAGAAAGACCCUGUGUUUGUGAACAUGGGGGGAACAGCAGACCUGAUAUGUGUGGCAGAUGCCAACCCCAUUGUAGCUGACAUGUUCUCUUGGAAAUGGCUGGGAGAAGGGGAGGUGGAGAUGGGAGAGGAGACGCAGGAAGACGGAUCAGGCCUUCUGACUAUCCAUGAUGUGACUCGGGCUCAUGCUGGUCUUUACCAGUGCACAGCCAAUAAUGGCAUAGCACCCCCUGCCAGCGUAGAUGUGCAGCUGGUAGUGCAAUUCAAACCAGAGCUUCAGAAAGGAGCCCAAUGGAGGAAGGUAGCAAGUAGAGGGGACGGCACCACUACAGCUGAGGUCGUGUGUCAGGCAGAGGGUAUUCCUCGUGUCGACUUCUCCUGGGAAAAAAACAGUGUAGGCAUGGACUUUGCAAACCCAAGGUAUGAGGAGCAGACCAUGAGGGAGGGCUCCUUCCACACCAGCACAGUUCGUGUAGUAAAUGUGAGCGCAUCUCAGGACUAUGCUGUCUUCAGCUGCACUGCUCGCAACUCACUUGGGGAAGACAAGCUCGACAUCCAGCUCGUCAGCACAAGUCACCCAGAUCCUCCCUCCUCGUUUCGCCAAGUCAGUGUUACCCAUGACUCAGUUACUCUGGAGUGGAUCCCUGGCUUCAGUGGAGGUUUGCGGCAAAGAUUUCGUAUAAGAUACCGCUGGGAUCAGUCAGUCAGUUACCUGUACAUGGACGUCUUUCCUCCCAGAGCAACAAUGUUCACUGUCACUGGCCUGCAGCCUGUAACCACCUACAACUUCUCUCUCAAUGCGCUCAAUGCAAUGGGAGAGAGUGACUAUGCUGACAACAAUGCAGUACUGACCAUCACCACCAAGGAGACGCCUGAACUAGAAGAAAUCCCAACAGAUGACGACUCAGUCUCACAGAGUAAAAGAGGACUUCCAGCAUAUUUGACUAUAGUGCUCACAGUGGUGUUUGGAUUCCUCCUGCUGUUGAAUUCACUGGGUUGCUUCUUUGGACAGAGGUGGAAAAAGAGGCAAGGCCAGACAGGGGGUAGGGCAGGCACUGUGUUGGAUGGAAAGGAGAAUGAAGACAAGGGGUCCAGUCAGUCAACUGUGAGCAACUCCAACAAGUAUGAGAGCAGAGAAAAGAUCAACGCCGCAGCCCAGCGCACCCUCCUCAUCGAGUCUGGAUCUGAAACGGACAGUAAUGUCUACGAGAGCUAUGCAGCGGAAAGUUCCCAUUAUUAUUACCCCACCGGUGGAUACAUGCCGCCUCUCAGUCCGCACGCGGAGGAAAUACUCAGGCCUGGUAUCACCCACCUCCCUGUUGACUCUCACAGCCACUUGUAUGAAGAUGUAAGAGACCGGGGUCUGUACCAGGACAUCCAGGCUUCAUCUCUUCCUUCCCCUCCGUCCUUUGACCACAGAUUACUUCAUCAAAGGAGCAGCUCCAGACCACCAACCUUCUUUCAGGGUACUGAGAGAGUGAGGGACUUCGCGGAUGUUCGGCAACAGCAGAGAGAUUCUGAGCUUCCCUUUGAACUGCGAGGCGAGUUAGUCUAGAAUGAGAAGGUCAGACCAAACAAACGCUAAGACAGGGCUUGUGACUCAAUGCAAAAAAGUUAUUUAU
Seriola dumerili (greater amberjack) is the source of this 3872-nucleotide messenger RNA. RefSeq names its product NPHS1, nephrin (gene nphs1). The transcript is spliced from 30 exons. The record is from RefSeq and is a predicted model, not a curated record. Gene Ontology annotation, molecular function: cell adhesion molecule binding. Gene Ontology annotation, biological process: cell-cell adhesion. NCBI's taxonomy places the organism in Eukaryota, Metazoa, Chordata, Actinopteri, Carangiformes, Carangidae. Gene Ontology annotation, cellular component: cell-cell junction. The coding region runs from base 68 to 3805 and encodes 1245 amino acids.